AUGGCUGCCUCUCAAGCCCGGCAGCAAAACCUCAACCUUGGGACAGCCGCUCCGGCGACGGCUCGCAAGUUCCCCGACUGGCUCCAAGUUUGCGUCUAUAUCGCCCUCCUCCUGCCGCGAUUCGUCAUGGCCCAGUUCUUCGUCGGCGGAAACCCGUCCCAGCGCGCUCCCUAUGGCCUACCGGUACUGUCGGCAAGAGCCUUUACCUCGUUCGCCGUCGAUCGUAUCGGCAAAGACCGUGCCGGAAUAAAGAUGGUACACGACGGAACCUGCUCUGCUAUCCUCCCCGACGCCUGCAUCCGCCGUUUACAGUUGACCUCGGUGAUUGGAAGGUGGGAUCAGGGCGAGAGCUGUCAGGAUCUAUAUGUUCCUUUCGAGUGUGCAGCCUAUUUUGCGGAGGAUAGGGGCGCCAGUUUUGAAAUCAGCCCCAUUGGACUCUCCGAGCUCCCUGACAGGCGACUCACGUUUUUUUCCGCGGCCCUCGAGCCUGCGCAAAAGGGCAACAUGUCGGCACUAGCGAAUGCUCAGCGCCGUGUUUGGCCUGUGCUGUUGGCGUGGACGUACUUUAAUCAGAGCGGGAUGGUGCAAGACAGCGCUGGAUGGCUGUCAUAUACCACAGCCGGCGAGUCGAAGAGGCUGCCGCGUCGUAACGUCAGAUCAGUGUUGGACACCGAACAUCGGCAUAUUUGGCCCAGAACAAUAUCGUUAGGAAAAUACGGCGCCUUCCCAUCGAAUCUUGUUAUCGGACGCCCAUACCACCUCACCUUCGAGCUCCUGGAUAAGCUGCCGGACGAGAGCUUUUCACGCCUCCGAGUUGUCACUAGCGACGAGCUCCACGCCGAUGUCUUUGCCGACGAAGGCGCAUCCGGUUGCGCUACGCCCGCGGCUGGUGCAAACGAUACCGUAAUAUCUACGACAGACGGGGAAGAGUUCAGCUUAGUGGACGAGAAAGGAAAUGUCAUUGCGCGCUCAAACCACGAGGUCCUCGACGAGAAUGCGCGGCAGACCCUGACACAGGAGGAGAUUGAGGAGCUGAAGAGGGAGGGAAAUAAUGCCGGAAAGGAUGUCAUCGCCAAGUUGCUUCUCUCCCACACGGCGUUGGAUCAAAAAACGAGCUUCAGUUUGGCCAAGUACAAGCUAUUAAAGACCAAAAAAUACAUUCGGCGGUUCCAGGUCUUGCCGAUCGAUGUGGCCAACCUCGCCCACUGGCAAUUGGAAGAAAGGGAUUCGAGCAAAAUACUGGAUUUAAGGGCCGAGAUGAUUGGGCUCGUCGGCUGCUGGGGAAAUGUGCACUUCGGAGGCGAUGAUGUGUUGCUCCCGGACCCAAAGGCCCCAACCGACGCAGGGGACGAGGCGUGUCUUCCCGUGGACGAGGACCUCUUAAAAGGGAGGUGGCUUGUGGUCGACGAUACCUGUGGGCUGUUGGUAGCGGCGAUGGCCGAGCGGAUGGGCGUCCUUUAUGACGGCGAGGGGCCGGAGACGCAGAGGACUGAAGAAGAGAACGUCACUGCGACUGGGCCGACUCCCGCGCCCUCGGAAAAGCCACAGGAGACUCGGGCUCACGAACUGAUCGUCCCUGAAACAAAACAGAAGGACAGCGACACGGAAAUGGCAGAUGGACCGGGCAACUCCCUGAAGCAACAGAACGACGGAAGACAGAAGCACCAAAAACCCCGGCCCUCUGACUUUGCGAUCCCGUAUUCGCAAAGCAACACGAUCACGGUCAUCCAUUCAGCCAGCCAGCCCAAUCUUUCGCUUCUGAACUAUUGGGGAUUUGACAUCACGUCCCCCAACCACCCGCCCCAUCCCCUGCUCAACCAUCUCCUAAACCUCACCUGGCUGCAGCUGCUGAAGCCGGAACUUGACACGUCGUACUCUACACCGCCACUCACCGCAUCGCCCGAAACUCUCGCGUCAUGGAAGCCAAGUCGCAGAGGCAACUUUCACCGCAAGCGGAGGAGGUAUGCCCGGAUCCGGCACGUCGUCGACAACACACGGAUGGGAAAUUUCUCGGGUCUCGUAUGCGCCAGCACCAUGGACCCCAUCAGCAUCCUCCGUCACACUCUCCCUCUUCUCGGGGGGGGUGCUCCGGUGGCGAUCUACUCGCCGUCCGUGGAGUCCCUGGCCGCGCUGGCCGAUUGCUUCAGCGUACCGCGCCGGACGGCGUGGGUCAGCGGAAGCGUGCCCGAAACCGAUGGCCUGUCGAACGAGGAGCUCGAGCGGUGGGAGGGCAACGAACGGUUUCCGCUCAACCCCACCUUGCUUCAGGGUGUGUCGAUUCAAACGAGCCGCGCCCGUCGGUGGCAGGUGCUUCCCGGAAGGACACAUCCGCUCAUGACGGAACGGGGCGGUGCGGAUGGGUUUGUGUUUACGGCGUGGCGGGCCAAGCCCGGCGGAGGGCAAGGUUGCUGCCAAGGGAAAUUCAAGCGGCGGAAGGUUGGCUCGGAGGCGGAAGUGGUCACUCCGACUCCGGCAUAA
Messenger RNA from Chaetomium globosum CBS 148.51, 2478 nucleotides. RefSeq lists its product as uncharacterized. Gene Ontology annotation, biological process: tRNA methylation. Gene Ontology annotation, cellular component: nucleus; tRNA (m1A) methyltransferase complex. The coding region runs from base 1 to 2478 and encodes 825 amino acids. The record is from RefSeq and is a predicted model, not a curated record. NCBI's taxonomy places the organism in Eukaryota, Fungi, Ascomycota, Sordariomycetes, Sordariales, Chaetomiaceae. The transcript has 4 exons.